This is a messenger RNA of Penicillium macrosclerotiorum, 750 nucleotides long. Its product is annotated as triose-phosphate isomerase TPI1. The record is from RefSeq and is a predicted model, not a curated record. The coding region runs from base 1 to 750 and encodes 249 amino acids. The transcript is spliced from 6 exons. Gene Ontology annotation, cellular component: cytosol. NCBI's taxonomy places the organism in Eukaryota, Fungi, Ascomycota, Eurotiomycetes, Eurotiales, Aspergillaceae. Gene Ontology annotation, biological process: glycerol catabolic process; gluconeogenesis; glyceraldehyde-3-phosphate biosynthetic process. Gene Ontology annotation, molecular function: triose-phosphate isomerase activity.
AUGCCUCGUCAAUUCUUCGUCGGUGGAAACUUCAAGAUGAACGGUGUCUCUGAGAGCAUCACCGGCAUCGUGAACAACCUCAACGCUGCUAAGCUCGAUGAGUCCACUGAGGUCGUCAUCUCUCCUCCCGCCCUGUACCUCACCCUUACCCGCAGCCUGGCAAACGCCAAGAUUGGUGUUGCUGCCCAGAACGUCUUCAACAAGCCCAAUGGUGCUUUCACCGGUGAGAUCAGCGUUGAGCAGCUGAAGGACACCAAGAUCGACUGGGUUGUUAUCGGCCACAGUGAGCGCCGUGUUAUCCUGAAGGAGACCGAUGAGUUCAUUGCCAGCAAGGUCAAGGCUGCCAUUGAGGGUGGCCUCUCGGUCAUCUUCUGCAUUGGUGAGACCCUGGAGGAGCGUGAGGCCAACAAGACCAUCGAUGUUGUUACCCGUCAGCUUAACGCUGCUGCUGCCGUGCUGAGCAAGGAGCAGUGGGCUAAGGUUGUCGUUGCCUACGAGCCCGUCUGGGCUAUUGGCACUGGCAAGGUUGCCACCACUGAGCAGGCUCAGGAGGUCCACGCUGCCAUCCGCAAGUGGCUCGGCGAAGCUGUCAGCGCCGAGGCCCAGGAGAACGUCCGUGUCAUCUACGGUGGCUCCGUCAGCGAGAAGAACUGCCGCGAGCUUGCCACCCAGCCCGAUGUUGACGGCUUCCUCGUUGGCGGUGCCAGCUUGAAGCCAGCUUUCGUCGACAUCAUCAACGCCCGCAUUUAA